ACUACACAUCUCACCUGGACGUUUUUUUUGUUUCCGCAAUUCACCUGUUACUGUACUACGAGGAAAACUUUUCUUUAAAUGUCAUGAUAUUGACGUCACCAGGAAUGCGGGACCGAGAAGAAUUGACCUGGAUACUGGAACAGCUACAAGCGACAAAAUGUCCAUUCUAUUCUGUUGCUGUCCCUUUCUCGCUCCUUCUGAGAACAACAAUGAGAGGCAGGCCCUGCUUCAGCCCAUCACUACAGAAAUCAGAAAUCAAGAAGAUGUCAAACCAGAGUCAGCUCGACAGAUUCGGCCAGCACACUGCGACACACAAACCCAGAGUCAGAGCGGUAGGUUGGCGCUACGGCGGGUGUGUGUUCCGGAGCUGGACCAGAGAUUCUCUGACGCUGCGGAGAUCUUUAACGAGCAACAGGAGCGCUUUGAGGUCAUGACUCAACACAUCAUCAAACUGCGACAGGCCUUUGGCUGUAACCAUGACAACUCCCUGUCUCUGACAGAAUGUGUGAAGAGGAUCAGAGAAGAAAAUGACAGAUACAGGAUUACUGUACAAAUAAAGGGGUAUGACUUCUCCCUCACUGUGGUUCCUUUGAGUUCAGAGACUGACCCAGAGUUGUCACUGCCUCCUCGUCUGCGAUUGGCUCAGGAGGUGCUGAAGGGGGUAUCCCAAGGUGCCAAAGCAACAGUGGCUUCUGGAACCAAACUUCAGGAGCUGACUGGCUGGCUGCUGCGUAGUGAGGACCGAUUGGCGGAGCAGGUGAGGCAGGCAGCACCGACCUAUCAGGAGCAGUGUCGUCUGGAAGAGAACCUGAAGGAGACCAUGCAAGAAGUGAGGAGGGCAAAAGAGCUGUCGCUAGGAUACAGAAAACAGGCUGGAGAGGUCCUUUCUGAGGCCGCUCAGAUAGCAGGGGUGUGAAACAUAGAUUAAAAAACUGCAAAUUUUUUGAUGAAUAGCACAGCUGGCACACUGAGUCACAGGUGACACAGGUUUUUACUUUACUACAUUUUAUUUUUAUUUUUAUACUAUUUUACCUUUUUGUCACUUUUCUAUUCAUUAGAAAUUAAGAACAGUGUUGUUUUUUUGUUAACCUUUUAAGAUAAUUAAGUAUGCAGCCCCCUUCCUGUUCAGGAAACCUACUGCAUGUGAAGCUGCUGAUUUGUCUCUACAUGAGUUGAAGGAUUAACGUCUGAGUAAUAAAGGUUAAUUCCGCUCCA
Osmerus eperlanus (European smelt) is the source of this 1215-nucleotide messenger RNA. RefSeq lists its product as uncharacterized. Bases 158 to 916 code for a protein of 252 amino acids. The record is from RefSeq and is a predicted model, not a curated record. NCBI's taxonomy places the organism in Eukaryota, Metazoa, Chordata, Actinopteri, Osmeriformes, Osmeridae. The transcript is spliced from 4 exons.